Molecule: messenger RNA, 3666 nt
Organism: Brassica rapa (field mustard)
Lineage: Eukaryota; Viridiplantae; Streptophyta; Magnoliopsida; Brassicales; Brassicaceae
Product: AT-hook motif nuclear-localized protein 29
Biological process (GO): vegetative to reproductive phase transition of meristem
Cellular component (GO): nucleus
Molecular function (GO): minor groove of adenine-thymine-rich DNA binding; DNA-binding transcription factor activity
Source: RefSeq, a predicted model, not a curated record
ACAUGAUAAUUGGGUGCGAUUGGUAAUGGCUGUAGCUUUAAAAUUUUUGCUGUAGAAAAAAAUCUGUAGACUUUUUGAUGUGGCUUUAGAUUUUAUUGCUGUAGAAUUUUAUGGAAAGCACUAAACAAUUGCUUUGAAUAUUUGGCUCUGCAGAGCACUUGUACAGCUGUAGAUUAAUUCAAGAGCUGUGGUUUCAAAAAAAAAAAUUAAAGCUUGAUUGCUUUGAAUUUGGUGCUGUGAAAAUAAAUAGGGCUGUAGACAGCACCUACAGCAACUACCAAUCACCCCCCUAGAGCACUUAUUUUUUGCUUUAGAAAAUUUAUAUGUAAGCCAUUGAAUCUUUUAAAACCUACAACUAAUAUUCUACAGCAAAAAAAAUCUACAACUUUCUAAAGCAAAAAUAUAAAAAAGCUACAUCUUCUUCCAAUCAUUUCCAAAGUUGCAAAUAUUUGUCUUUAUGUUUUAAUAAAAAGAUAACUAUUAUCUCCGCUUUAAGCUAUACGCUAAAAAAAGAAAACGAAUAUAUCCAGAAGUGAAAACUCUAAAUAUGUAUAUAUAUAUAUUAUUAAUAUGCGAUUAUACGUAUAUAUCUCAUAUUUUAAUAUGCCACAUUAUGUGUGUUAAUUAGAUUCAAAUUUAUAAUAAAAAAAAUAUGAUUUUCAGCUAAAUUCUCGUUGUGUCAAUCUCUAUUAUUUCUUUAGCUUUCAUCUCAACAAAAGCAUGGCAGAGUCACUUACUCUCUCAGCAGAAGAAAUAACUUGAAGCUUGCCAAUUCGUUUCACAUCACUUAGUACGACGCCGUCUAGAGUGAAGAAUCUGCUUCUCUCUUGCCCUAAAGCGAGUUAGGGCUUAAGACAAAGUAGCACCACUUUUGAUUUGUGUCUCUUUGUUACGUUUUUGUCGGUUUGUGUAACCGAUCAACUCAAGCUAUUGGCUCCUCACUCACUGAAACUUGACCAAAGUUUAUCUUCACCCUCACAAUAUCAUUAUAUAUGAGCCACAAGAAAAAGAAUCAGUAGAUGUGACGGUCAUGGACGGUGGUUACGAUGAAUCCGGAGGAGCUUCUCGAUACUUCCACAACCUCUUUAGGCCUGAGCUUCACCACCAGCUCCAGCCACAACCUCAUCUUCAAACUCACCUUCAACCUCAGCCUCAUUCAGAUGAUGAAUCUGACUCCAACAAGGAUCCGGGUCCACCAGAUUCUGACCCGGUUACCUCGGGUUCAUCUCAGGGAAAGCGUUCACGUGGACGUCCUCCGGGAUCUAAGAACAAGCCGAAGCCACCGGUGAUUGUGACAAGAGAUAGCCCUAACGUGCUUAGAUCUCAUGUUCUUGAAAUCUCAUCUGGAGCCGACAUAGUUGAGAGCGUCAACACUUACGCUCGCCGGAGAGGGAGAGGUGUCUCCGUUCUCAGUGGUAACGGCGCGGUGUCUAACGUCGUUCUCCGGCAGCCGGCAACAACUCAUAGGAGUAAUGGUGGAGUUGGAGCCGGAGCUGGAGGGGUUGUGACUUUACAUGGCAGGUUUGAUAUUCUUUCCAUGACUGGAACGGUUCUCCCACCGCCUGCGCCGCCGGGAGCCGGUGGUCUGUCAAUAUUUGUUGCCGGUGCACAAGGUCAGGUGAUCGGAGGAAGCGUGGUGGCUCCGCUUGUGGCUUCAGGUCCAGUGAUACUGAUGGCUGCAUCCUUCUCUAACGCAACUUUUGAGAGGCUUCCGCUAGAAGAUGAAGGAGGAGAAGGUGGAGGAGGAGGAGGUCCACAACCCCCUACGUCAGCAUCACCACCUUCCGGAGCUGCUCAGGGAGAUUUAAGAGGUAAUAUGAGUGGUUAUGAUCAGUUUUCUGGUGAUCCUCAUUUGCUUGGUUGGGGAGCUGGAGCAGCUUCAAGACCAUCUUUUUAGAUUUGAAAAACAAAUAUGUAUGUCAAAUAGCUAUAACUUUUAAAUUUGAAAAUAAGAUAAUCAUUUCAUGAUGACAUGUUCUUAAUUAUUUAUGUGUUCUUUUGGUUUUGAAUUUAGUUUAUCAUGAACAUUUGGAUUCGUAUGUGGAUAUACAAUUCACCAUCUACAUUUCCUCUUCUUUUAUAUAUAAUAAAUAGGGUUCUGUGCUGAACUAUGAAAUAUUAUUUGUCAGAUGCUUGACUUCCCAAAAAUUGAUAUUAUAAGCAAUUUUUUUGUCAUAUGACUUGCCUUCUUAUUGAUCAAAGUCAUUGAGUUCACUCACACAUAGAUUUGGUUUAUAUUAGUAUGCACAAUCCCAUUUUAGGGAUAGCUAUGAAAGAUAAUCAUGUUAAUGUAUGUUUUUAUGCAUAUCAACCUGCAAAUCAAACAUCUUUCUCAUUUUCAGUUACCACAUAUUUGGAAUAAUCCUCAGGAUUGUAUAUUUGGGAAUGUUAAAAGUAAAUAUCUUCUUGUGAUUCAAAUUUCAUGUAUUUUUUUAUAUUAAAACUCUACAAUUAUUAAUUAGAUCUGAAGAAAUUGGUUUUGGAAACGAACCAACUUGGAAUAUGAAAGUUACAUGAGAAUAGUAAUAGUGUGUAAUACCUUGGACCAAGCUUCUUUGGAAAGGCAAUCAACUGAACGAAAAAAAUAUAUAAAACACUAAGUAAAUGAAAAUAGAUAAAUUCAUCAAACUCAACUAUUAGUAAUGGCCAUUUUCUUCAUUAUGUUAAACAAUUGUUGACAGUCUGAUAUAAACAUCAUCGAGUUCUUCUGACCAAUAAGCAGAAACAAAUUCAUAGCCUAACUGUUAAACUCCGUAUGAAAGGAAGACAAAAACCGUAUUACUUGCAAAUGAACCAAAAGUCAAUCCAUCAUCCUCUGUAACCAUUCCACCUCUUUAAAAUUCGUCGUCCUUGACAACCUGUUGUGAACCUCCUAAGCUUAAGUUCGGGGAUUCUCACCUUCAUCAAGCGAUUUUGGAACAUAUUGGUGUAUAUGCACAAUCCCUUUUUAUGGGAUAGCGAUGAAAGCUAAUCACUUAAUUUCUUUACUAUGUAUAUUAACUAACAAAUCAAUUUUAUUUCAUUCAUUUAGCUAUCACAUACUCCCUCCGUUUUUUAAUAUAAGUCGUUUUAGAGAAACUUUUUUGUUCCAAAUUAUAUGUCGUUUUCGGUUUUCUAUGUAAAAUUUAUUAAUAGUUAAUGUUGUAUGACCAAUGGUAAUAUAUCUUCUAUUUUUCUAUUGAUUGAAUUGUGGUUAGGUAAAUAAUUAAUGAUGUUUUUGUUUAGAAAAUAUAAAAAGUUAAUGAUUUUCUUAAUCUGCGUACAUAGCUGUAAAACGACUUAUAUUAAAAAACGGAGGGAGUAUUUAAAAUCCUCAAGAUUGUAUAUUUUGGGAAUAUUAAUUAUGAAUAUACAUUUUUUUGUUUUGAAUUUAAUGUAGUGAAAGAGCCUUCUAAAUUUUUUUAACAUAUUGAAAAACUUCAAAUAAAAAAUGUUUAGGAACUUAAUCCCUUAAUUUGAUGAUAUAUACGUUUUUAAUCAACUGUCUUCUUUGUGCGUGUUUCGAUGAGAUCAAUAUAAAUCUUUCUUCGAUUUUAUCAAUUAAUCGUGAAAAUAACGCUUCUAAAAAUUUACGGAAAAAAAAACGUUUUGAAAAUUUGAAAAAAGUUUUAAAGGAAGUGGUUACAACAAUAAAAACAUAUCACAACAAAAAAUAUUUAUACGUUA